UUCUAAUCAGUUCGGUCUUUGUCGGCAAUCUCGCUGUGCAUUUGAGCAAAGCCUCUGGGUCGAGGCAUAAAUUGCCGACAUGAUUCUCGCAUGCAGCACGACAUCGCUGAUUUGAGUUGUGAGAUGAACUAUCACGACAGGUUAUAAAACCCUGUGUGCUAAGGUAUCUCAAUCAACAGCACACAGCAUGGACCUUCUUCUAGAUCAGAUACGGAUGCUAUAUGCCACUGCGGAUGCGAACGAGCGACAGCAUAUCCAGGAGCAGCUCCGAGAUGUGCAACGCGAGAUUGUAUCCACCUUUGAUUUGGUUUGGAGCCUAGGAUCCGGUCACAUGCAAUGGGCCCUUAUCCAGAUCGGUAUGGAUCUGGGUAUAUUCACGACACUUUGCGCCAAUCCGAGUCCAAUUGGACUAAAAGGGCUUUCUGCUGAAACAAGUGCAUCACCGACGUUGUUCGCUCGACUUCUCCGGUCAAUGGCUUCGUUCGGGCUCAUAUCUGAGACGGCCAAAGACACCUUUACAGCGAACCGCGUCACACUGGUUCUUGCAGAUCCUGAUGUUGUUGGCGCCUUUCCACAUGUUAGUCAUCUGCAUGCUCGGACUGCUCAAGCGCUGCCUGCCUAUCUUCGCGACCACGGAUAUCAGAACAUGACCAAUACCAAAGAUUUGCCAUUCCAUCUAGCUCUUGGCACUGAUCUAUCGCCUUUUGAGUGGAUGAAGCAGCAUCCUGAGCAAAUGAAAGCACUUGGACAUGCAAUGCGGAUCGAGCGGUCCCAGAGUUGGUUGGACUCAUACCCUCUUAGCGACCAGAUGAGUAGUUUCCAAGCGACCGAGGGAUCCGUAUUACUCGUCGACAUUGGCGGUGGUUUUGGACAACAGGCUGUUGCCUUUAAGGAUCGAGUAUCAUCAAGAUCGGAUCACAUUGUGGUUCAGGACCUCGCCUCCACAUUGAUGCAUGCUCCUGCGAUCAAUGGUAUCGAAUUCCAAGAGCACGACUUUUUCACGCCACAACCUGUCCAGGGCGCGAAAUUCUACUAUCUCCGGCACAUUCUGCAUGACUGGCCGGACGAUGAUAGCGUUCGCAUCCUUCGAAACAUCGUUGGUGCCAUGACACACGAGUCGCGUAUUGUCAUCGACGAGGUGGUCUUACCGGAUUCAAAUGUACCAUGGCAGUGCGCAUUUAUGGACCUCACGAUGUCUUCUUCGCUUGGAGGCUGCGAACGUACUGGAGAUGAAUGGGAAAGCCUCUUGAGACGCGCCGGGCUGCAAAUCGAGGAGGUGCACACAUAUGACGAUGUGAGGAAGCACAGUGUCAUUAUCGCAGUACCAAAGCUGCAAGUACACUAGCUAGAUAUUGCUGAAGACAGUGUUUCCUUCUUGACAGGUGCGUCCAAGUUGAAAGCAGCUAGUAUACACUUAUCAUUUGGCAUGUACCAUCUUGUCUGUCAAUGUACACCUGUAUUUUCGACUG
This is a messenger RNA of Boeremia exigua, 1469 nucleotides long. RefSeq names its product S-adenosyl-L-methionine-dependent methyltransferase. Gene Ontology annotation, molecular function: O-methyltransferase activity. NCBI's taxonomy places the organism in Eukaryota, Fungi, Ascomycota, Dothideomycetes, Pleosporales, Didymellaceae. The transcript has 3 exons. The record is from RefSeq and is a predicted model, not a curated record. The coding region runs from base 188 to 1345 and encodes 385 amino acids.